Messenger RNA from Protopolystoma xenopodis, 504 nucleotides. The record is from the annotation of a GenBank genome assembly. NCBI's taxonomy places the organism in Eukaryota, Metazoa, Platyhelminthes, Monogenea, Polystomatidea, Polystomatidae.
AUGGUUAAAGUUGUUUUCAUUCUGAAGCGUUUGGCCACUCUUACUGCUCCCGCCUACAACCUGCUUGAGGACUUGCUUCGUCCUGUUCAGCGAUUCGUCACCACUUUGGCCAAACCAAUUCACCUCAUUAAUAAUACUCCAUUCACAUUACUUACUACUGCUUCCAGAAAUGUUAGCGACCUCGUAGCUGAAGCAGAAUCUGAUUUGGCCUUUGAACAUCCACGUGGCUCCGCAAAUGUAGUUUCGAAGGAUGGCGCUAACUUGGCCUCAUGGUCUUCAAUGCUUGGGGAUGCGGACCGGGAGCGCCAAAUGAUGCUGUUCUUAAUGAGCCGGCUUCAACCAAUUCUGAUUCUGGCUGUUGGUGCAGCACAGCACUGGCCAUGUGAUUUCCAACUGACCAGUAUGAAAACAUUUCAUAGUACAGCCCCAGCAUUCAAAGGUAUCCAUAUUUAUGUCUUCCUUCUAUCUAUGCAUACAAUGGCUUCAGGGAACUGGUUUAGUUAG